Gallus gallus (chicken) is the source of this 6603-nucleotide messenger RNA. RefSeq names its product ubiquitin specific peptidase 37 (gene USP37). Gene Ontology annotation, molecular function: cysteine-type deubiquitinase activity; cysteine-type endopeptidase activity. The transcript is spliced from 24 exons. Gene Ontology annotation, cellular component: postsynaptic density; midbody; cytosol. Lineage: Eukaryota; Metazoa; Chordata; Aves; Galliformes; Phasianidae. The record is from RefSeq and is marked validated. The coding region runs from base 104 to 3070 and encodes 988 amino acids. Gene Ontology annotation, biological process: endosome organization; protein K48-linked deubiquitination; protein K63-linked deubiquitination.
GCGUGCCGUGCGUCGCGCGGGGAGCCGGUUCCCGCCAUCCGCCGCCGCGCCCCUCCGCGGGCCGCAGGUUCCGAGGCCGUGCCGGCCGCGGUGAGGCCCCGCCAUGGCCCCGCUGAAAGUGCACGGCCCCGUGCGGAUGCGCAGCAUGCAGACCGGCAUCACCAAGUGGAAGGAGGGCAGCUUCGAGAUCGUGGAGAAGGACAACAAAGUCAGCCUGGUGGUCCACUACAACGUGGGGGGCAUCCCCAAGACCUUCCAGCUAAGCCAUAACAUUAAGUCUGUGACCUUACGACCCAAUGGCAGAAAGCUGUGCUGCCUGAUGCUGACGCUGAAGGAUACCAGCUUCCUGACCAUCGAUAAGGUACCGCUUAAAGACGCGAAUGAGAUGCGGAUGUAUUUGGAUGCGGUCCAUCAAGACAGGGUUCACACCGCUGGGAAACCCUCUCAGGGAUCUGGCAGCUUUGGAGGUGUGCUGGGCAGCAGGACCACACAGAAGGAAGCUAAUAGGCAAUUCUCUUAUAUAGAGAAUCAGGCUCCUCCCAAAAGGGUGACCGUGGAAAGUAAGGAUGAAAAUCCAUUUCGCAAGGUGCUGGGCACCCCAGCUCGGGCAUCUGUUAAGAACUCCAGUGGAACUGGAGCACCUAGCAACAGGGUGAAUGUUGCAGCAUCUCCAACAUCAUCAGUCCCCCACAGAACAGGCUUGCUGGAGAGCCGUGAAAAGAGGAAAAGAGCACAACCUCCGAGUUCAGAAAUGAGUGAAGAUUAUCCCAAAGAGAACGAUUCUUCAACGAAUAAUACAGCCAUGAGUGAUCCAGCAUGGAAAUACUUAAACAGUAGCAGAGAGAAACAGUUAAAACUGAAGCAAGAGGAGGAAAAUAGGACAUCAGGUGUUUUACCGCUGCAGUCAUCAUCCUAUUAUGGCAGUAGGUCCUCAUCAAAAGAGUACUCCACUAGCAGUUCCACCCUGGACAGGUCUAGUGUAUCCAGCCAGACUACUUCAGCCAAAAGGAGCCUGGGAUUUCUUUCUCAACCUGCCCCUCUUUCUGUUAAAAAAAUGAGAUCUAAUCAAGAUUACACAGGGUGGAACAAACCCCGAGUGCCCCUUUCCACCCACCCUCAGCAGCAAUUACAAGGGUUUUCUAACUUAGGAAACACCUGCUAUAUGAAUGCCAUUCUCCAGUCCUUGUUUUCAAUCCAAUCCUUUGCUAAUGAUUUGCUCAAGCAGGGUAUCCCAUGGAAAAAAAUUCCGCUCAAUGCACUUAUCAGGCGUUUUGCCCAUCUCCUAGCAAAGAAGGACGUCAGCAGCCCUGAGGUGAAGAAGGAGUUGCUCAAGAAGGUGAAAAGUGCCAUUUCAGCUACUGCAGAGAGAUUCUCUGGGUAUAUGCAGAAUGAUGCACAUGAGUUCUUGAGCCAGUGUCUGGACCAGCUGAAAGAGGACAUGGAAAAGCUGAACAAAACUUGGAAGAGUGAACCAGUCCCUAAUGACGAUAGCUCACCCGGACGGGCUUCUGAUGAUCUCUCAGCUACCAAAGUUUAUACUUGCCCAGUUAUCAGUAACUUAGAGUUUGAGGUUCAGCAUUCUAUCAUCUGUAAAACGUGUGGUGAAACGGUCACCAAACGGGAACAGUUUAAUGACCUCUCCAUUGACCUUCCUCGAAGAAAGAAAUUGUUUCCUUCUCGGUCCAUCCAGGAUUCCCUUGACCUCUUCUUUCGGGCAGAGGAAAUUGAGUAUUCCUGUGAGAAAUGCAAUGGAAAGUCUGCUGUUGUCACACACAAAUUCAAUCGGCUUCCCAGGGUCCUCAUUCUUCACCUGAAACGAUACAGCUUCAAUGUAGCAUUGUCUCUCAAUCAUAAAGUUGGGCAGCAGGUGGUUAUUCCCAGAUACUUAACCCUGCUUUCACACUGUACAGAGAGCACCAGGCUGCCACUGACGCUGGGCUGGAGUGCCCAUUCUGCAAUCUCCCGUCCACUGAAAGCCUCCCAGAUGGUGAAUUCCUGUACUAUAAGCACUUCCACACCUUGUAGGAAAUAUACUUUCAAAUCAAAGAGCUCUGCAGCACUCUAUGUGGACUCAGACAGCGACGAUGAGCCCCUGAAACGCUCUGUUGCCAAUAGCCAAAGGUUGUGCAACAUACAGUGUAGAGAUCAGCAACCACUGCAAGAAGAGCCAGAAAAGAGUUCAAAAAGAAGUAAAAUGGAGGGCGAUAAACCUGAGCUGGGCAACGCUGGUUUUGAUGGGAUGAGCGAAGAUGAGCUGCUAGCAGCUGUCUUGGAGAUUAGCAAAAGGGAAGCUUCUCUGUCUCUGAGCCAUGACGAGGAUAAGCCCACAAGCAGCCCGGACACUGGGUUUGGAGAUGAUGAAAUUCAGGAAUUGCCCGAAAACCUGGAAACGAUGGAGACAGAGAAACCCAAAGCACCAUUAGAAUCAGGUCCUGCCAAUUUCACUGAGAUAACUAAAGAUUUUGAUGAGAAUAAGGAAAACAAAACUCCGGAAGGCUCCCAGGGAGAGGUUGACUGGCUGCAGCAGUAUGACAUGGAGAGAGAGAGGGAAGAACAAGAACUUCAGCAGGCGCUGGCUCAGAGCCUUCAAGAACAAGAGGCACGAGAACAAAAAGAGGAUGAUGACCUUAAACGAGCUACGGAAUUGAGUCUACAAGAGUUUAACAGCUCUCUCCUGGACAGCGUUGGUUCUGAUGAGGACUCUGGGAAUGAGGAUGUGCUUGACAUGGAGUACUCAGAAGCUGAAGCAGAAGAGCUGAAAAGAAACGCUGAGACAGGAGAGCUGCCUCACUCCUAUCGCCUCAUCAGCAUCGUCAGCCACAUUGGAAGCACAUCGUCUUCAGGUCACUAUAUCAGCGAUGUCUAUGAUAUCAAGAAGCAGUCCUGGUUCACCUACAACGACCUGGAGGUGUCUAGAACUCUAGAAACCACUGUUCAGUGCGACAGAGACCGAAGUGGCUACAUCUUCUUCUACAUGCACAAGGAUAUCUUCGAUGAAUUACUAGAAACAGAAAAAAAUGCACAGCCACUUAGCAUGGAAGUAGGCAGAUCGAUCCGCCAGCCGCUGUGAGGAGUCCAACACCUCGUACCUCUGGAGGAGCACGGAGGAUCCUGAACUUGUGCCAGGCGUGCGGGAGUAACACACAGCUCAGGGCCAAACCAACAGACAAACGGUAGAGAUACGGAUGCUGAUAUGUUUUUUGGCAGAACCAUCUGUGCAAAUCUUGGGCCCGAACCACGCUCGUCAACCUCGAUGUCCCGGAGCCAUCCUCCCGUGGUGAAGUUUUUAUUGUUCCUCAAACAAUUCUGUCAGCAUGGAGCCUUAAAGAGUUGCAUCGAGCCACAAGACUACAGCUGCUCACAGACUGAUUUAAAAGGAAAAAUUGUGCAAAAAGAGACUCGACUUCAAAAGCCCAUUCACCAGCCAGAUGUGAGUGGGGCAGAUUUACAUAUCACUUGGCUCUUUUUUUUGUUGGGUUUUUCUUUUUUCCUUCUCCAAAACCGGUUUAAGCAAUAGAUUCUGUAAGCUGGCGUGUGUUGUGUUGGUGAUUCUCACUGGAAGCCCGGCUCACCGGGUACGCCCUCAGCAGUCAUCUCGCUGUGCAGCCGCUGAGCUGAUGCGUUUUGACCCCGGUGGGUUUGUAAGCUCUCUGCUGGUGACGUGCAGUUCCAGGAAGCAAACUCGGUUCUGCAGAAUGUAUUGCAUACCUGGUGGCAGCUCCGUCUCUUUGAUGCCGUUCACCGUCGUCCUCCUUGGGCGGUGAGAUUAUACAUGUGAUUUAUUUUACGAGUAUUAUUAUUUGAUUGCGUUUUCUUCACUACGUUGUCGUGUAAGUUUGGAGAAGAGAGGUGUGCAGUGUUCCUCGCUGAAGUUGCGUUGCUUAGGGGCUUGCUUCGAUGUAACUGACCCAAGCUGUGGGGUAGGUGGCACCUGGAGCAGGUGGAGAACGGGAGCUGAACCACAGCUGCUUUUUCAUCUCGCCUCGUUCUGUGCAGCCGUGAGUCGUGGUGAAAUGGAAACAAGGGGAAGAAGGCAGGGCCUGCAGCGCCUUGCUUGCCACUCUUUGCUUGAGCUGUGGUCUUUGGUCGGUCUUCCCUCAUCCCAGGCGCAGAAAGAGGGAUUUCACUGCAGCUCUGUGGCUGUUCUUACUGAGGAGCGCGGAGUGCUCCAGCUGUGCCACUAAAGCACCUGGAAAGCUUUCAGAAAGCUUGUGUUCAGUGCUAACAACAGUUUGGGAGCAUGUUUAAUGGAGCUAGCUCCGAGAUACUCAUCUUAUAGCUUGUUUCAGCAGGGAGGGAAAAAAAACCAACACCUAUUGACUUAAUUUUUUUUAGCACCUUCGCACUUAUUUAGCAGGGGCAGAUGUUUCCUUUUGCUGGCAUUUACUUACUUCAGAGAAACUGUUGCUAUUAAGCAGAGUAGUUGCUCUUGUUUCGGCCUCUAGUUCUGGUUUUUUGCAGCUUGAGUUUUAGAGGUGAAAGACUUCUUUAAAAAAAAGAAAAAUAACACACGAAAUACACUUUUUGCUGUCGAUAGUUUCUGGGUUUUUUAAACUAUUGUUAGGAGUUUCUCAGGAAUAAAUCAGCUGAAGCAAAGCAGGCAGAACCAUCUGUGCAGAACUGACAGCGGGCACCUCUUCUCGUGGGCAUUGCCGUACCGGGGCUCGUCCCGAUGGGCUAUUAUGGGGUGCUGCUUCAGUGGCCUCUCCUCCCCUCUGUGUGCAGCGGUGAGGGGCAGCAGUGACAGCCCUUUGGGGAGUGAAAAGCCCCAGUGACCUCCUGGUUCCUGCUUAGGUGAGCCUGGUGGGCACGGCCGGGGUGACAUCUUUGUGGUUUCCAAGGGAGGAGUGAAUGUUUGGUUGUAACCACAGCCUUUGUGAGAUGCAGCCGAAGCAGUGUAUAUGUUAAUUUAUUACAAAGCAUUAUACUUUUCUAUUGUCGGUCCUGAUUUUGGUAGGAUUCUGGGCGAUGGGAAGAGGAGGUGAGGCACGAGGUGUCCUUUGAACCCAUCGCUCCGACCCCUGGGGAAGUGAUGAAUUGCUCCAUCCGGGGGGCAGAUGUUUUCCCCAAUUGCAUCCUAUGCUAGUGCUGUACAUAACUAAUGGUGUUCCUGCAGGAUCAGCAGUCAGCUCUCCUUUCUCAGGACGGUUUUGAAGGCACUGUGCUCCAUUUAAUUUAUAAUAAAAGCAAACAUUGCCCACAUUCCCAGUGCGCUAACUUUUGUUUAAAACCAAUUUUCUCUUGGAAUGAGGUGAGAAAGCUGAUGCUUGAACCCAGCAGUCCACGUUCCGUGAAAACAAAGUUCUUGUUUAUUAUUGUAGCCGGAAAGAAUUUGCAAACAUCUGUGAAUUACUUCAAGCUUUUGUUGGCAUGUGGUGGCUUGGUGGCAUGUCACCCUGGCAGCAGGGGCUGCAGAGCCUCUUCAUUGCUGCUGCUGAGCAGUGGGGAGGGGAUGGGGGGUGUCCAUGGGAGUGAGCAGCCCUCUGUGCUCAGACCUUCCUGGUGCAGCAGAACACUCAAACGGCUUCUCCCUGUCCUGGCUUGUAGGUGGGGACGCUCAGUGGCAAUCCCCUAAUGUGUGCAGGCUUCUGGCACGGGCUGCUCCAGAGAGGAAAUGACUUUAGAGCCCUGCAAAUGCUCCCGGCCCUUAGCACAACAGCAGCUGUUUGUGCAGGCGCUUGGCUGCCAGGGCAUAGGGUUCUUUGGUGCAGAGUGGGGAUGGGUCAGGACUGACUGUAUGCAGCAGUGACAGGUCUGACAUGUUACAAACCCUUCUUUGGCUUAUCCUCAGCUCUGCAGAGUUGUGGUUAAACAUUGACCCGCUCCUGAAUCAGCUUAGCGUAGUCCAAGUGUGAUUCAGCACACAAACCCAAGGAACUGCCAUCUUGCCUUUCCUCUCUUCGUGCAUUGUGUGACUGUGAUGAUUUGAUCCAAGUUUGCUCCUCUGACUCUGAUAGAUGUGAGAACGCUCGUAUCAAUGGACCGGAGCCUGUGCGGAGCAAGGACUGACUGGAGCUGCUUCACGAGGAGCAGGGCUCUGAAGCUUGUGGCUGUGCCAUCACCUUCCACUUCUGCUCAGCACUGAUGAUAAAUGCCUGCUCACCUUCCCUCCCAUCCUGUGCAGCACGGUGACUGGGGUGUGUGCCCAGCACGCUGCCCGCAGCAGUCAGCAUUGCUGCAGUUCACCUUGGCACCGGACAUGUGGGGACUGUGUGCUUCAGUGAUGGAGGAGCUGAGGAGACUGGGAAGAACUCAACUGUUCUGUUUUCUUUUCGUGGAGCUAACUAUCCCUGUAACUGCCUGCCAAAGAGAGAUAAAGGAGUGUGGGACCCCAGCCCUGCUGGGUGUUGCUGGGGUGCCCACCAGGGAUGUGCAGCUGAGGACCUGCUGCAGAGCCACCCCAUCCCAGGGUUGGUGUCUGCCUGCUGCAGCCUGACUUCUGGUUCUUUACACUGUUGAUGUGGAGCAGCACUUUUCUCUGUGUUUUAGCAGACCAGUUCCUCUCUUAUUCUUUACAGAUUUUGCUCUUGUUCCCCUCCCCCUGCCUUUUAAACAAUGUGUAGAUAGAUUUUUUUUGUGAAAUUAAAACCUUUAUUAGCCCUC